Molecule: messenger RNA, 2087 nt
Organism: Marmota monax (woodchuck)
Lineage: Eukaryota; Metazoa; Chordata; Mammalia; Rodentia; Sciuridae
Gene: Srpx2
Product: sushi repeat containing protein X-linked 2
Exons: 11
Coding region: 345-1742 (465 amino acids)
Source: RefSeq, a predicted model, not a curated record
GCCAGUGCCAGUCACAUUUCCCUCUGUUCUGCAGCAGACAGACGGAGUUCUUCUAAUCCUUCUGUCUCUUCUUCCCCAUCUCUCUAAAACUCUUCUGUAAGGGAGGAACAGCUAUAGCUUUGGGGAUAAUAUAGCUUUAAGGCAACUUUUGGCAAAUGUUAACGUCCUAACAUCUGGGCAGUGUUAACAGAAUCCCGGAGGCCCAGACAAACCAGGAGCCACUCGUUCUAGGAAUGUUAAAGUAGAAGUUUGUUGUUUCCCCCCCCCCCCCGGCUGAUGAGAGGAGCAGAAAGGAAAGAGAAAGAGGAGGAGAGAGAAAGAACACAAAAAAACUAAAACACAGGAUGGUUGGUCAACUAAUUCAAAGAGGAGCUCUCCCUCUGCUGCUCUUCCUAACUCCAGCAGUGACACCAACAUGGUAUGCAGGCUCAGGCUACUAUCCAGAUGAAAGCUACAAUGAAGUCUAUGCAGAAGAGGUCCCACAGGCUCCUGCCCUAGACUACAGAGUCCCCCAAUGGUGUUACACAUUAAAUAUCCAGGAUGGAGAAGCCACAUGCUACUCACCAAGGGGAGAAAAUUAUCACAGUAGCCUAGGUACUCGUUGCGAGCUCUCCUGUGACCGUGGCUUUCGACUGAUUGGACGGAGAUCAGUGCAAUGCCUGCCAAACCGCCGUUGGUCUGGAACUGCCUACUGCAGGCAGAUGAGAUGUCAUGCACUGCCAUUCAUCGCUAGUGGCACCUACAGCUGCACAAAUGGAGUACUUCUUGACUCCCGCUGUGACUAUAGUUGUUCUAGUGGCUACCACCUAGAAGGUGACCGCAGCCGAAUCUGCAUGGAAGAUGGGCGAUGGAGUGGAGGCGAGCCUGUAUGUGUAGACAUAGAUCCUCCCAAGAUCCAUUGUCCCCACUCACGUGAGAAGAUAGCAGAGCCAGAGAAACUGACUGCUAGAGUCUACUGGGACCCACCCGUGGUGAAAGAUUCUGCUGAUGGUACCAUCACCAGGGUAACACUUCGGGGCCCAGAGCCUGGUUCUCACUUUCCUGAAGGAGAGUAUGUGAUUCGUUACACCGCCUAUGACCGAUCUUAUAACCGGGCCAGCUGCAAGUUCAUUGUGAAAGUACAAGUGAGACGCUGCCCAGUUCUGAAACCACCGCAGCAUGGCUACCUCACCUGCACCUCAGCAGGCGACAACUAUGGCGCCACCUGUGAAUACCACUGUGAUGGUGGUUAUGAGCGCCAGGGAACCCCCUCCCGGGUCUGCCAGUCCAGUCGCCAGUGGUCGGGAUCACCACCUAUCUGUACUCCCAUGAAAAUUAAUGUCAAUGUCAACUCAGCUGCUGGCCUCCUGGAUCAGUUCUAUGAGAAACAGCGACUCCUGAUCAUCUCAGCUCCUGAUCCCUCCAACCGAUAUUAUAAAAUGCAAAUCUCUAUGCUACAGCAAUCCACCUGUGGACUGGACCUGCGGCAUGUGACCAUCAUUGAGCUGGUGGGGCAGCCACCUCAGGAGGUGGGGCGCAUCCGGGAGCAACAGCUGUCAGCCAGCAUCAUCGAGGAGCUCAGGCAAUUUCAGCGCCUUACUCGCUCCUACUUCAAUAUGGUGCUGAUUGACAAGCAGGGUAUUGAUCGGGAACGCUACAUGGGACCUGUAACCCCUGAGGAAAUCUUCACAUUCAUUGAUGACUACCUGCUCAGCAACCAGGAACUGAUCCAGCGCCGGGAGCAAAGGGAUGUCUGCGAGUGAACUUGAGCCAGGGCAAGGUUGAUGUCAAGGGAAAAUUACCCUAGUUAGCUGAAACUGAGGCCUAAUAAAAGAAAGAAAUGGUUUCCCACAGUUCUAGGGACAGGAUUCUGAGGUGAGUGAGGUUUGCCAAUCCAGAGAUAUUUCUAGACAUCAUUUUAGGACUGUGCCAUAGUUUCCGUAAGCAAGUCUAUGCUUCAGUUAGCACUGGAGGAGACUCUGAAGCUAAGCAGGGACUGAGUACAGGCUUUGAGCAGUGCAUUGGGGGUAGGAAGUCUUCAUUUCCUAACCCGGGCCUCUGCCCUGCUCUCCAAAGUCUUUCAGAUAAGUAAAUUCUAAAUUGAUUCA